UUGCGAGAUUUGGUCGUCAGGUUGGUAGAGCUCUCUUAUACAAUGUAAUAAUACGCAAUAUAUGCACAGAGAAUGGACGGCCAUUUGUCAAGGAAUGCAUUUCAUUUGUAAACGCGAUGAAGACGAUCAUCUUAAUGGCGACUUUACUAGAACUGCUCAGCUCCACGGACGCAUCCGAUUUCAUUUCUGAUGAAGCGAACAAGAUGGGAGAUUCACUUACUGAUAAAACAAAUGCAGCCAGGAGUAACAUCGAAGACGUCAAAAGAAGCACGGACGAAGGUCUCAAAGAUGCCAAACGUGAUGUUGCAAAACUCAUUAAAGAUGCCACAACAGAUGCCAAAAGUGAAUUUAGAAAUAAGAUUCACAAUGCUGCUGUAGCUGUAGAGAGAGCCACUCGACCUGAGAGCGGCGAUGUGAUAGAAGAAGCAAAAGACAAAGUCCAUGACGCAGGUGAAGCGGUCCUGGAAACAGCUGAGGAUGUGAAAGAUAAAGUCAAGUCGUGGGUCAAUUGACCUUUACACACUUUAAUGUAAUAAUAAGUCUACCAAAUAUUAAUUAUGAUUUCAGUGGUAAAUAGCAGCGCGUGACUGAUUAAUCCCAUCGAUUCAAUGCCAAAAACGUGAACACACAAUCUUAUGGAA
This is a messenger RNA of Dreissena polymorpha, 641 nucleotides long. RefSeq names its product protein DR_1172-like. The record is from RefSeq and is a predicted model, not a curated record. The transcript is spliced from 2 exons. Lineage: Eukaryota; Metazoa; Mollusca; Bivalvia; Myida; Dreissenidae. Bases 117 to 512 code for a protein of 131 amino acids.